GGCGUAACAUGCGCUAGACCUUUCGAGUAUGAGUGAAAGUGUUAUUAGCGACUAUGGCUCGGAGGAUGUGGCUCAAACAAUUGCUAUCAUUACUCAACUGAAAGCGGAGAAUGUAGACCUGAAGAGGAACUUCGACAACCUGAAGGGCCUUCACCUGCAGCUGGUGGAAAGCAAUAAAACUCUGCAGGCUCGCUACGCCACCCUGUUUGACGACCGGAACAAUGUGGAGAAGCAGUACCAGUCGCUAUGCGAGUCCUGGCGCGUGGAGCUGGAGGAGAAGCAGCGCCAGCUGGACGCGGCGAAGGCUCAAAUCCUGGGGCCAAGGGACCUGGAGGUGCUGCGUGUGAAGCUGCUGGAGGAGGUGGAUGCGCCGUACCGCGCCAAGACCGACAACCUGGCCAAGGAGGCCGAGUCCUCCCACGCCGCCUACAUGAAGCUGCGGCGCGAGUACGAGGAGCUGCACAACACCUACCGCAGCCUGGAGGUGCGCACAGUGGGCGAGCAAGAGGCGCACCGGCUGGAGGCCACGGCACAGGCGCGGGAGCUGCGGGACAAGGCCGCGCUCAUCACCACACUGCAGGGCAAGCUGGCCACGUGCGAGACGCAGCUGCGCGGCCUGCAGCGCGACCUGGAGGCGGCGCGCUACAGCCACAGCCAGAUGAAGCAGGAGCUGGACGAGGUCCGGCGGCUGAAGGAGAAGGCGGUGGUGGAGCGCGAGCAGGCGGCGGCGCAGGCGGACAAGCGGGUCAAGGCGGCGGAGGAUGAGGCCGCCAACCUGAUGUCGUUCGUGGAGAGCGUCACGCGCAAGAACCGGCACCUGGUCACGGAGCUGGCGGAGAGCCAGAGGGCGGCGGAGGACCUGUUCGCCAGCAAUGUGCGCCUGCAGGGGGCGCAGACGGCGCUGCAGGGCCAGCUGGACAGUGCGGUGCGGCUGGCGGCCACGGAGAAGAGCGCGCUGCUGGAGGAGCACGAGGAGGCGAUCCGCAAGCUGGAGGACAAGGUGGCGGCGCUGCUGGGCGAGGCGGCGCGGCGCGACUCGCUCAUCAGCGAGCUCAAGCUGGCGCAGCAGGACGAGCUGACCCGCCUGGCCGCCAGCUGGGAGGCCAAGCUCGCGGACGAGCGGCGGGCGGCGGGCGACAGGCAGCGCGAGGCGCUGGACGCGCGGGCCGACAUGCAGGAGAAGCUGGCGGCUCUGCAGCGGCAGGCGGAGGAGCGGCGGCGCGAGGACGAGGCGGCCCUGCGGGCGGCCCAGGGCGAGGCGGACGGCGCGCUGCGGGAGGCGGCGGGCGAGCGGCAGCGCGGCGAGGGGCUGGCGCGGCAGCUGGCGGAGGCGGGCGCGGCGUUGGAGGCGGCCAGGGCGGAGGCGGCGGACGCAAAGGCCGAGCUGGUGAAGAGCCAGAUGACGGCGACGCAGCUGGUGGAGCGGCGGCAGGAGCUGGAGCAGCGGCUGCAGCGGGCGGAGGAGCAGGCGUUGCAGGCUCGCAGCACCCGCGACUCCCUGGCCGCUGAGCUGGAGUCUGUGCGGCGCGAGGCGGAGGAGGAGCGGGCGGCGGCGGCGCGGCAGGAGGCGGCGGGGCGGGCGGCCUGGGGGCUGGAGAAGGCGGCGCUGGCCAAGAGGUACCAGGCCGCCGUCAAGGAGAUGUCGGUACGGCACGAGUCGGAGCUGCGCCGGCUCAAGCGCAAGUCGCGGGGCGCGGUGGCGGCGGUGGCGGCGCUCACAGACGAGGUGGCGGACCUCAAGUUCAAGGCGGCGGAGGCCAAGCACGUGAGCCACAUGUCCGAGGUACUGUACCUCAACACCGCGCCCGCCACAGCCCGCUCCGCCAGCCCGUACAGAUCAGACGCCUAUAGCCCCGGCGGCGCAGCAACCACCCCCGGUCCGUACGGCGGCGGUUACGGCGGCGGUUACUAUUCGCCGUACUCGCCCGGCGGCGUGCGGCCGAUAACCGCCCCGUCGUUCUUGACCUCAUCAAUGGGCGGCGCGCCGCCGCCGAAUGUGGUGAUUGUGACGGGCGGGAAUGCCGGCGGCGGCGGUGCGAAUGGGGCUGGGGUGGCGGCGGCCGCGGCCGCAGGCGCGGCGGCGGGCGCCGCCGCUUCGGCGCAAGCCGCCGCCGCCGCUCAGCAGCAGCAGCACGGACACCCGCACGACGGCAGCGGCGGGGACAGCGGCGGCGAGGGCGCUGGCGGCGGCGGGCGGGUGGUUGAGGGGGCGAUUGGCGGCGGCAGCGGCGCGGGUCUGGUGGACUCGGCUCUGCUGAGCAGCAUUGCGGCGCUGCGGCAGCGGCAGCAGGAGUACAUGCACAUGGCGCGCAUGGGGCUGCAGCCGUGAUCAAGUACGGCAGGGUGUGGGUACGGCAUGAUGAUGCGGGUACGGCAUGCACAAUAGGGUGGCACGAGGAGCGUACAGGGGCUGGACUUUGUUGGUAGUCAAGAUGGCGCGUGCGUUACAUACGGAAUUACAGGUUUGGGUACAGUUAGGAGAGGGUGCUAUAGCGACUUCCUUGUCCUUGACGUGUCAAGAUGGGGGGGGGGGGUAGCAAGCGUCCACCGCUGCAAGGCGGUGGUGCGGCUGUACGGAACUUGUUGUGAGGGGAGAGCCAGGGCCUGCAACAAGGCCCCAAUGCAAUGGGGCGGGAGCAGCUGCAACUCGGUAUCUGUGCUGUGAGCCGGACAGACGGUGCGGCGUCACGGCGUGGACGAUCCACGCGAAUCCACGACAGCAAAGCUGUAAACGGGGAGGAGA
Messenger RNA from Chlamydomonas reinhardtii, 2743 nucleotides. RefSeq lists its product as uncharacterized. Gene Ontology annotation, cellular component: centrosome. Lineage: Eukaryota; Viridiplantae; Chlorophyta; Chlorophyceae; Chlamydomonadales; Chlamydomonadaceae. The record is from RefSeq and is a predicted model, not a curated record. The transcript has 18 exons. The coding region runs from base 29 to 2329 and encodes 766 amino acids.